GUCGGUGUCUCGAGCUGGAACCCCAAAGCAGUUGCUUCAUGUUGGCAUUCUAAUUUCUAGAGCACGUAGAUGAGGGGUCUAGCCAAGCAAAUUGUCAGCAUGUGUGAAGAGUAAGGUAAUUUCUUCUGAUGUCGACUGGAGUUGCGAGAUUAUUGUGGUGCUGAAGAGAGCAACUAGCGCUAAACCCAAUAUGGUUAUAUCGAUGAACAUCACUCCUCUGCUGCAACUCUGCGACUCUACAAAACAGACUAAGGGGAGGGCAAUAUCGAAUACAUUGUACCAUCGUAUCAGAUAUAGGAAAAUCAACAACUCACAUGAGCACAGUGUGCAUUUCCAUUUCCAUUUCCACUUCCAUCCCUUCAUUGUAUACGGGACACUACAGGCUACCUACGGAAUACCCACGGUUCUGGUCUGCCAUAGACUGGCAUAAGAUUGAAACAUGUCAUCGUCUUUGCGCCUUCUUGGUUCGACUUUCCCUCGAUCCCAUGCGAUCCUCAGCAGCGGCUAUUUACCUCGAAUUCGUCCUCAGCGUUCCAUCCACCUAUCCAACAGGUUGCGGAGAUCGCAGGCGGAUAAAUCCGAGGAGGACGCAAACGGCGUCCCGUCGCUUUCGGGGGGUCAAAGGUUCACUUUCGAGGCCCUGGGCAUCACGGGAUGGGCGAAAUGGUCUAUCGUCGCGGUCCUUUCCAUUCUCGGAACGAUGGAGACGAUCUUUUAUGCCAAGUGGGCGUGGGGAUGGUGGAAUCAAGACGGGCGGCCGAAGCACGACGAGUAAGUGACUGGAGUGAUUUCUGGCCUCGUGAUGGAUUGGAGUUAAUGUCACCGGGGUUUAAAUGCAUUGGAAAGAGACAGAACUAUUAUAAUCGGCCUGGGGAGUCUC
Messenger RNA from Eremomyces bilateralis CBS 781.70, 880 nucleotides. RefSeq lists its product as uncharacterized. The transcript has 2 exons. NCBI's taxonomy places the organism in Eukaryota, Fungi, Ascomycota, Dothideomycetes, Eremomycetales, Eremomycetaceae. Bases 440 to 775 code for a protein of 111 amino acids. The record is from RefSeq and is a predicted model, not a curated record.